Ochotona curzoniae (black-lipped pika) is the source of this 1247-nucleotide messenger RNA. It is a transcript of the gene SLAMF8, whose product is annotated as SLAM family member 8. Gene Ontology annotation, molecular function: signaling receptor activity. The record is from RefSeq and is a predicted model, not a curated record. NCBI's taxonomy places the organism in Eukaryota, Metazoa, Chordata, Mammalia, Lagomorpha, Ochotonidae. The transcript has 5 exons. Gene Ontology annotation, biological process: leukocyte chemotaxis involved in inflammatory response; regulation of B cell differentiation. The coding region runs from base 64 to 948 and encodes 294 amino acids.
UCUUCUGAACAUGGGACUUUCCAGAAGGAACACAGCUCCUUCAGCACAUCCACUUGGCCUGGGAUGUUCUGGAUUGGAGUGUGCCCGCUCUUCUGGAGGAUAACGGCCAUGUGGUGCCUGUGGAGUCUUCUCUGGGCAGCACUCCUUCCCAUCGCAGCUCCUGGCGCCCAGGUGUUGAGCAAGGUCGGGGGCUUGGCACUGCUGGUUGCCCAGCACCCCUCCAGCUUCCAAGUCCGAGAAGCCAUCUGGAGAUCUCUCUGGCCUUCAGAAGAGCUCCUGGCCACAUUUUUCCGAGGUUCCCUGGAGACUCUGUACCAUUCCCGCUUCCUGGGCCGAGCCCAGCUGCACAGCAACCUUAGCCUGGAACUCGGGCCACUAGAAUCUGGAGACAGCGGCAACUUUUCCGUGCUGAUGGUGGACGUGGGAGGCCGGACCUUAACCCAGACCUUACAGCUCAAGGUAUAUGAUGUAGUACCCAGGCCCGUGGUACAAGUGUUCAUCGGUGUAGCGGAGGAUGCUCAGUUCCCCAGGACCUGCCAGGUCUUCUUGUCCUGCUGGGCCUCCAAUGCCAGCGACAUAACCUAUAGCUGGCGACGGGAUGGCUUGGCAGACUUCGGCAUUGAACCACCCAGCCUGUUCACAGAUGGACAAGUGCUGAGCCUUUCCCUGGGACCAGGAGAUAAGGAUGUGGCCUACUCCUGCAUUGUCUCCAACCCUGUCAGCUGGAACUUGUCCACAGUCACCCCUUGGGAGAGCUGUCACCAUUAUGAGGCAGCACCAGGGAAUACCGCCUACAAAGAUGUGCUACUGGUGGUAGUACCCAUCUCACUGCUCCUGAUCCUUGUUGGUCUUGUCUUGGCCUGGCAGUGUGGCCCCUGCUCAGGGAAAAAAAAGAAGGAUGCCUGUGCUGAUGGAGCAGCACCUGAAGCAGAGAGCCCCCUUGUGUAGGAUCUGCCGUGAGGAAUGGUGUAAGCUGACGGCUGGAUCACUAGCAAGCCCACUGGCCGUGCACACAAUGCUCUAGGCGUAGCAGGGCCAGGAAGCCACCCUGGACCUCUUACCUCCCACAGAACUACACCAUGCCUCCCAGGAGCAGCACUGGCAGCUGUCAUGAUGGGUGACAAAAAGUACCAGCAGGGGGCGGAUAUUGUGGCACAGUCCAUAUCCAAGGGCCACUCUGAAUACCAGCUACUUUGCUCUUCUGACUCAGCACCCUGCUGGCGUCCCUGAGAAGCAGCAGCAGAUGA